AUGGCACAUUCAACGAUAAUUGCAAUAGCAUCUAUGCAGGAACAGGCAAUAGUGAAUGUUGGCCACGCACAAACUCAAUAUGAUGAGAACCCUACAGAUGAUAAUCUUAAACGUCUUAACGACGCUAUGAUAGCUCAGAUAAGCUCUGAUGCUGAGGACGAGAAUGGUGAAGAAGCUGAGGGCGGGCAGGCAAAUACUGAGAGUGGAGAUGAGACUGGAGCAGGUGCUGAGAAGAAAGAUGAGCAUGAUGAUUCUGAGGGAGCAGAUGCUGAGAAGAAAGAUGAGGAUGAUGAUUCUGAGGGAGCAGAUGCUGAGGAUUCAGAGGAUAAAGAUGAUUGA
Molecule: messenger RNA, 339 nt
Organism: Lycium ferocissimum
Lineage: Eukaryota; Viridiplantae; Streptophyta; Magnoliopsida; Solanales; Solanaceae
Exons: 2
Coding region: 1-339 (112 amino acids)
Source: RefSeq, a predicted model, not a curated record